AAAUGUCAUAACUUAUAAAAAAUGUCCUAUGAAGAAAACCCCUACGACUACCUAUUUUUCAAUGAUGGCCUUAGGUCCAUCGAUUACGUCUUGGUGAUUCAAAGGUCGGUCUUGACCAACAGAGGUCGCAUACGCCGAUUGGAAACCUUCGUGCAAAAUUUGCAGAAAUUUGGAUUCGAAUUUGAGAAAAAAACUUUUAUUUUGGACGCGGACUUUGAAUUUAUCCUGCUGCAUUUUAGGGAGGAAAAAAUGUUCGAUGUUUUGAAAUCCUUUAAAUACGAACUUACCAUGAAUUGCGAAAUUUAUAAUUUUCCGGUAAAUAAAUUUGCGAGUUUUUUCAAAAAUUUCCUUCUGAAACCCGUUAAAUCCGAUCCGCUGUAUUUAAGAGCUCCAGAUCUUUUUGAUGGUUUCAAACCCACAACCCUUACACCUGCAGAAAGAAUUUUGGCAGUUACCUUAAUUCUAAAUAAAAAUAGAUUCGGAAUUCAUUGGUACGAAUUUGGAAUUUCGGAACUGAUAAGAGUCCAUGCCGCUCACUCUGCCUUUCCAAUACACGAAGGUGACUAUCGGUGGAGCAAAAGUGGGCCGUUGACCAGAAGGCAGCUGCUGUUCGAGUUCGGGGCCCGAGCCAAACGAUGGUUUCAGCUGCAACCUAGCAACAUGAUCGAAAGCUAUUUCGGCACCGAGUACGCCUUUUAUCACGACUUUAUGCGCAUGUACACUUACAUGCUGCUCAUACCGACCUCUGGUAGUAUACUGGUGUUCGUGUGGGGAUUUAUGACUAUUUCUUCCAGCCAAAACAUCAUAGCGGCUGAGGUUUGUGCUUCGGAUAAGUUGAUAUGUCCGCGUUGCUCGAGUUGCCGCUAUUUUUACCUGAGGGAUGUGUGUUUCUCGGAAAACGUUUCCUACAUUCUGUUCAACGGGGUGACGCAACUGUUUGCCAUCCUGAUUUCCAUUUGGUCGACCAUUUUGUUGUCCAUUUGGCAUCGCAUCGAAGCGAAGAACCAGUUAAAAUGGAACGUGUCAUUUAUGAAGAAGGAUAUUUCGAUGAGACCGCAAUACAAGCAUUCCGCGUACUACAGAGAAGCCGAUAGUGGACAUUUGGAAGCUUACGUUCCCAUUUAUUCCUUUCUGUUAAACGCAGCCAUUACUUUUCUGAUCAUGGCCGUGUUGAUUACUAUAAGCGUCAGUUUUCAAAUUGGCAUGCAAUUUCUAAGAAGUUCCCUAACUAAUAGGUUUGUGGACAUCAACAACUCGGAUAACGCGUAUAAAAGCGGUAACCAAGUUGAGACAGCGUGGUCGUACUUUUUAUUAGCGAUUAUCCUUGGUAUAUUUAUGAUAAUCUACCAGAAAUUUUGCUACUAUGUCUCCUACAAAACGACCGAGUAUGAAAACCCGAGGACUUUUAAUGAAUUUAUGUCUUCGUACUGCUUCAAGUGUUACAUCCUAGACUUUGUAAACUUUUACACUACUAUAUUUUUUGGCAUUGUAAAAGGCAACGUAGAUUUGGACCCAAGGUCUGGUUCAAAUUCCUUGUUCAGCCAAGGCUGCAUAAACGAGAUGUGCUCCUUGAAUAUCGCCAUAUUACUGUUCACCAUAGGAUUUUUAAGAACUGUGUGGAAAGUAAUAGGCAACUUUAUCAUACCAAUCGUUCAGUAUAAACUAAGGAAGCGUAAAUACGAAAAUAGCAUAUAUUCGUGGAAUAAUCUCGAGCAAUGGGAGAAGGAUUUUUUGCUGAUCGAAGCAGAUUCAAAUCUAAUAACUCAUGCAAUGUUGGAUGUGCUCGUAGAGUACGGAUUUUUGACAUUUUUUGUGUCUGCUUUUCCACUCACCCCUGCUUUGACUCUAAUCAGCGGUAUUAUAACCUGGCGAAUAGAUUCGUAUAAAACGAUGACGUACUACAGACGGCCGAAUUCAAGAAAAAUCGAUAAGAUGCUCAAUUUUUCGUUGUUAUUAAAGUACACGACUUUCAUAGGCAUCAUCACGAACACCCUUAUUAUAUGCUUUAACGGCAAAUUUCUAGAGGUAAUAAUGUACACAUUCUUUUACAAGAGGGACUCGGGCCAAGAACCCCACCUAUACACCUUCAAGUCAAAAGUAAAGACCUCGGAGGUUUUUUCUCUUUACAACUACACAGUGAAGGAAGAAUAUUGCUAUUAUAAUUCACCAAAGGAGGAACGUAAUAUCGAAAGUUUGGAGUUCGAUUAUUAUCCAAGCCAACAACUCCUUUUUAUUAUUAUAGUGCAUGUGGUGGUUCUCCUGCAUAAAAUUGCGUCUCUUAUCAUUCCCGUCCUUCCGCAAUCAAUUAUUGAAGAAACGGCGCAUUUACAAAAACUAAGAAGAAUGGAAAAGUUUCAAAUACUUGAAAGGACCGUUAUUUCCCAAAGAAGGGAGAAACUCGAAAACGAACGGUUUAAAGUGAAAAUAUAAUUUUUACACCAUGUUUAUAUUUUAAAUUAUAUUGUACUCUAUUUUUUAUUAUAUUAUACAAAACGAAAUUUCCAUAAAUGUUUACUUUUUAAUACCUAGCAUACCUUGAUAAUUA
Molecule: messenger RNA, 2545 nt
Organism: Brassicogethes aeneus
Lineage: Eukaryota; Metazoa; Arthropoda; Insecta; Coleoptera; Nitidulidae
Source: the annotation of a GenBank genome assembly